AUAAAGUAUUUCAAGUGUGUUCUCGUAUGUGGCCACCUCGCAUUGCCAAAAUUAAAGUUUAGCGAAACGAAAUGUUUACACAAUAUUUUAUAACAUCUACGUUUAUAUAAUAAAGUAGUUACGAGUGUUGAACAAAAUUCACACAAUGCUUUUCGCCAUGUUUGAGAUAAUAUAAAGCAAACGUUGGGUCGCACAAAUCUUUAAGCAGUGCUAUAAAGAAUAUCAUCGUAAUGUCAAGGUUAUUUGCUUCAUGGAUUUAAAGAAAAAUCUCCGUAAUCGAUAGAAAUGCAGCGCAACAUACUACAAGCAGUGAGUUUCCAGGUGUUGCACAGACGUUUCUUCAAGAAGCAUCAUGUCAGGGUUAGAUUCGCGCCCAGUCCCACCGGUUAUCUGCACCUGGGGGGAUUGCGUACUGCAUUGUACAAUUAUUUAUUCGCACGUAGCCAACAGGGUGCCUUCAUCCUGAGAAUUGAAGAUACUGAUCAAACAAGAAUAGUUCCAGGAGCAAUGAAAAAGUUGCAGGACGAUCUGUCAUGGGCAGGAAUUAUAUCCGAUGAAGAUCCCAUCAGAGGUGGUCCCCUUGGACCUUAUAUACAAUCAGGAAGACUUGAAUUAUACCAGAAACAAGUACUUAAACUCUUAGACAAUGGAUCUGCUUAUUAUUGCUUUUGUACGGAGCAGAGACUAGCCUUGAUAAAGAAUGAAGCAUUGAGAUGCAGGCAAGUACCCAAAUAUGAUAACAGGUGUCGACAUUACAGCAAAGAUGAAGUGAAAGAAAUGCUAAAAAAAAACCUUACCUAUUGUGUUAGGUUUAAGUUACCGUCUACUCCGGAAUCUUUUCAUGAUAUGGUAUAUGGAGACAUAUUACACGAUAUUAGCAAAACUGAAGGGGAUCCGGUUAUCAUUAAAUCAGAUGGCUAUCCUACUUAUCAUUUUGCGAAUGUAGUGGAUGAUCAUUUCAUGGAGAUUUCUCAUGUCUUGCGAGGUGUUGAGUGGCAAGUGUCCACAUCCAAGCACAUCAUGCUUUAUAAAGCGUUUGGUUGGGAUCCUCCCGCUUAUGGGCACUUACCUUUAAUAUUGAACACAGAUAGGUCCAAGCUAUCGAAAAGACAAAGCGAUAUAGAUAUCGAAUCGUUCAGGAAACAGGGUAUCUUUCCAUUGGCGUUAGUGAACUAUGUGAUAAGCGCCGGUGGUGGUGGUUUUCACAGAGAAGAGGAAGACCAAAUCCUUUAUAGUUACGAGGAGUUGAUUAAAAAGUUCGAUAUCAGUAAAAUAAAGCUGAGCUCCGGCAAACUUAUGCCCGAGAAACUGUUAGAAUUUAAUAAAUUGGAAAUCACGAAUCUGCUAAAAGAUGAGGAGAAUCACAGUUUCUUGAUCGAAAGAGUUAAGAGAUUAGUGCAAGAAGCGUUUCCUGAACAGAGAAAUGAUGGAAGUUUGCAGUUAGACGAUCAUCACAUAAUUACAACGUUGAAAUGGGCGCAGAACAGAAUAUGUAAUCUCAACGAUCUCGUCAAGGCACAACUGGCAUUUUUGUGGAUCGUUCCAGUUUCUGCAGCAAGCACCAAGCAAAUUGAAUGUUCAGAUGCCAUUAAGCUGUUGAAUGCAGAGUUGGUUGAAAUGGAUGUGAACAACUAUAAGACCGACUGGAUUGGCCCAUAUUUAAGAAACUUCGCUGAUAAUAAGGGAAUUCCGUUUGCCGCUUUGAUGAAAAAUCUAAGGAGCAUUUUAAGCGGCGCGAAGGAUGGGCCACCUGUCGCUGAGAUGAUGGAAAUCUUGGGAAAAGACAGGACAUUAUUGCGAUUGCGACGCUUCGUUUCCUGAGACUUUAUAUUACAUCACAUGUUUAAUCACAAAUUGUAUUUGUGAAAGUAAAUCACUUAAAGAUGUAAAUUCAACAUGUAUGUUUACAGAAAGGAUAUGACGAUCCCUUGUGAGCUUAGUAAUAUGAUUAAAGUAUCUUCUUCUAAUAAUUA
Dinoponera quadriceps is the source of this 1973-nucleotide messenger RNA. RefSeq names its product probable glutamate--tRNA ligase, mitochondrial (gene GluRS-m). Gene Ontology annotation, molecular function: zinc ion binding; glutamate-tRNA ligase activity; tRNA binding. The transcript is spliced from 11 exons. The record is from RefSeq and is a predicted model, not a curated record. Lineage: Eukaryota; Metazoa; Arthropoda; Insecta; Hymenoptera; Formicidae. Gene Ontology annotation, biological process: glutamyl-tRNA aminoacylation. Bases 286 to 1821 code for a protein of 511 amino acids.